AGCUAGCUGAACACAACGCAGACUGCUCCUCUCUCUCUCUCUCUCUCUCUCUCUCUCUCAAAUUCUAUCUUGCUCUUCCGCCCCCAUUACGAUGCCGUUUUGCGAGGUCGGGUCGCCGCAGAAUGCCGCGGCGGACGCCAAGCUCAACGCCGGAAUCAAAAUCUUCUACAGAACGUACGGCCGCGGACCGACCAAGGUCCUCCUCAUCAUAGGAUUGGCGGGGACGCACGACUCGUGGGGCCCACAGAUACAGGGCCUGACGGGGUCCGUUAUCCCCAAUGAUGACCAGAGGGCGGCAGCCGCCGAUUGCUCCGACAAUGAGGCUGGUUUUAGCGGCGGUGGCAUCGAGGUGUGCGCCUUCGAUAACCGGGGCAUGGGUCGGAGCUCCAUCCCCACCAAAAAAUCAGAAUAUACAACAAGAACAAUGGCAAAGGAUGCAAUUGCAUUGAUGGAUCACUUGGGCUGGAGAGAAUCCCAUGUCUUCGGGCAUUCGAUGGGAGCUAUGAUAGCUUGCAAAUUAGCAGCAAUGGUGCCCAGUAGAAUUCUGUCGUUGGCUUUGCUUAAUGUGACUGGAGGAGGUUUCGAAUGUUUACCAAGGCUUGACCGACAAACAAUAUCCAUUGCUGUCCGUUUUUUAAGGGCAAAGACUCCUGAGCAAAGGGCGGCUGUAGACUUGGACACUCACUACUCGAAGGGAUAUCUUGAGGAACAUGUUGGAUCCAAAACGAGAAGGGAAAUUUUAUAUCAAGAAUACGUAAAGGGUAUAUCAGCAACCGGGAUGCAGUCUAACCAUGGUUUUGAGGGCCAAAUAAAUGCAUGCUGGACGCAUAAAAUGACGCGAAUGGAGAUUGAAUUGAUCCGCUCAGCAGGAUUUCUCGUUUCAGUCAUCCAUGGCAGGCAUGAUGUCAUUGCUCAAAUAUAUUACGCAAGGAGACUGGCAGAGAAGCUGCAUCCUGUUGCUAGAAUGGUAGAUCUUCCCGGAGGGCAUCUAGUGAGUCACGAGAGGACUGAAGAGGUAAACAAAGCUCUUAUGGAGCUGAUCAAGGCAACGGAAGCAAAGACUGAGCCACACGAUUGGACAAAUUUGCCUGAAAAAAGUUCAGGGUGGAUAGUUACAAGAAUUUCGCUUAUCAGAACUAGUACCGGAGAAGGGAGAAGUGUAUCGUUCAUGUGCAGUGUAUUUGAAAAGCUACAUCUUUUCCUCUUAUACCUCUUUGGCCUCUUUACAUUGGCAUUUGAGAAUGCAAGGAGAGCCUUCAGAACUAUAAAACCAGCAAGAGUUGGACAUGCCAUCACAUAAGCUGCUGCUGAUCGUGAAGAACCCCCCACGUUUUGUUCAACUGGGGUUCAUUGAUUUUUCAUUAUAUCGGCGUUGGUGAAUGCUGUGUGAUGUGUUCUUCCCGGAAACCGGGAUUUAUUAACAAGAAAUGAGGCAUUUUAUACAGACAUGUUGCAAUCGGAGGCAGGAACGGAGAGAGAUCACAAGGGCCAAUAUUUAGGCAGAUCUCAAUCCUCAAUUCACUUGCAACAUAUGAAGAUAAUAAUUUUAUCCAUUUAUACCGGAGACAAACUAGUCUUUACAGAUUGUUUCGACUGUUACUAUAUAAUUUCAACUGUUCAAUUUUUUUUCGUAAUUUGAAGAAAAUAAAAGGGAAGAGAUCUUCGCACUCCCCUUCUUUUA
Molecule: messenger RNA, 1681 nt
Organism: Pyrus x bretschneideri (Chinese white pear)
Lineage: Eukaryota; Viridiplantae; Streptophyta; Magnoliopsida; Rosales; Rosaceae
Product: putative carbamate hydrolase RutD
Source: RefSeq, a predicted model, not a curated record